AAAGAGUGAAACUACAUUUCCCAGCACCGCGUGCGCCGUUCCGCUUCCGGGACCCACAGGCAAGAUGGCAGCAGCCGAGGAGCACGAUUCCUCCACAGAAACGCUUCAGACAGCUGCGGAGGAGGAGGAAGCUAAAACAUUUAAAGACCUGGGCGUGACAGAUGUAUUGUGCGAAGCUUGUGACCAGUUGGGAUGGGCAAAGCCCACCAAGAUCCAGAUUGAAGCUAUUCCUUUGGCCUUGCAAGGCCGUGAUAUUAUUGGGUUGGCAGAGACUGGCUCUGGAAAAACAGGUGCCUUUGCUUUGCCCAUUCUGAACGCGCUGCUGCAGACUCCCCAGCGGCUGUUUGCUCUGGUCCUCACCCCUACUCGAGAGUUGGCCUUUCAGAUCUCCGAACAGUUUGAGGCACUGGGGUCCUCUAUUGGAGUGCAGUGCGCUGUGAUUGUUGGUGGGAUCGAUUCAAUGUCCCAGUCACUAGCCUUGGCCAAAAAACCGCAUAUAGUAAUAGCCACUCCAGGCCGACUGAUUGACCACUUGGAAAAUACCAAAGGCUUCAACUUGAGAGCUCUGAAGUACUUGGUCAUGGAUGAAGCAGACAGGAUACUGAACAUGGAUUUUGAGACAGAGGUUGACAAGAUCCUCAAAGUGAUUCCCCGAGAUCGGAAAACAUUUCUCUUUUCUGCUACCAUGACCAAGAAGGUGCAAAAGCUUCAGCGUGCAGCUCUCAAGAACCCCGUGAAGUGUGCCGUGUCCUCUAAGUACCAGACUGUUGAGAAGCUGCAACAGUAUUACCUCUUUAUUCCCUCUAAAUUCAAGGACACCUACCUGGUUUAUAUUCUCAAUGAACUGGCUGGCAACUCCUUUAUGAUAUUCUGCAGCACCUGUAACAAUACUCAGAGAACAGCUUUGCUACUCCGAAAUCUCGGAUUCACUGCCAUCCCCCUCCAUGGACAGAUGAGUCAGAGUAAACGCCUUGGAUCUCUUAAUAAGUUUAAGGCCAAGGCUCGUUCCAUUCUUCUAGCUACUGAUGUGGCCAGCAGAGGUCUGGAUAUACCCCAUGUGGAUGUAGUGGUCAAUUUUGACAUUCCGACUCAUUCUAAGGAUUAUAUCCAUCGAGUGGGGCGAACUGCGAGAGCUGGGCGUUCUGGAAAGGCCAUUACUUUUGUGACACAGUAUGAUGUGGAACUCUUCCAGCGCAUUGAGCACCUAAUUGGGAAGAAACUGCCCGUGUUUCCCACGCAGGAUGAGGAGGUUAUGAUGCUCACAGAACGUGUGAAUGAAGCCCAGAGAUUUGCCCGAAUGGAGUUAAGGGAACACGGAGAAAAGAAGAAACGCAAGCGAGAGGAUGCAGGAGACGAUGAUGAUACCGAGGGCGCUAUUGGUGUGAGGAACAAGGUGGCUGGGGGAAAAAUGAAGAAGCGGAAAGGCCGCUAACGGCUUCAGGGAGACAGGACUUCCGCUCUGAGCUUGAAGAGAUGGAAGGCAGCACUGACCCCUCCCCUGUGACGGCUCGGAGCCCCGAAUCUCCAGACCCGUCCAGAGGUCACUCAGCCAGCUGGGAGCUCCGUUUUCUCCCUGAGGGUUGGCAUUGCAGUGGGACAACUGUGACCGUGUUGACCCAGGCCUGACUGCUCUUCCACCUGCAACCCAAGGGCCUGGCUGACGAAGAGCGUCCUCUGUGGUUAACUGUAAACCUUUACAGAGGGGUGUAGACUAUCUCAGCUGUCAUCAUGCCUGGUCUGGAACAAUAAUUAUUAUUAUUAUUAAAAGAUGUAUUUUUAUUA
This is a messenger RNA of Phodopus roborovskii (desert hamster), 1782 nucleotides long. RefSeq names its product DEAD-box helicase 47 (gene Ddx47). The record is from RefSeq and is a predicted model, not a curated record. The transcript has 12 exons. Gene Ontology annotation, molecular function: ATP binding; RNA helicase activity; nucleic acid binding. The coding region runs from base 65 to 1432 and encodes 455 amino acids. Lineage: Eukaryota; Metazoa; Chordata; Mammalia; Rodentia; Cricetidae.